UUGCCAGAGCAUUAGAUCCCUACUUCUACUCCAGGAAACAAGCUUUUUUAUUUAACUGGUCAGACACCCUAGAGCCAAGUAGAGGUUCAUGACCACUGUACAGCUGGCAGCAGCCAGCUGUCCACAUCGACAUAGACAUCUGUGCCCCUUGUAGACAGCCCCCACCUCGGGCUCACGGACCAGUCUGGCUGCUGAGCUCCCAGGAGGUCUGAGGGUGUGACCUCCCUCCCCCUCAGCCUCCCUUCCUCCACCCACGCCCAGCCCAGGGCUGCCUAUAAAGCUGGCCAGCCUGGCUCUCAGCAACCCAGCUGGGCCCCUCCUGGAGCCUCUUCCAGGGACACUUCUGCUCCGUUCCUGCUCCUCCCGAACGGCACCAUGAGGCCCCUGUGGCUCUGCUGGGCACUCUGGGUGCUGCCCCCGGCCGGCCCCGGGGUGGCCCUGACAGGGGAGCAGAUCCUGGGCAGCCUGCUGCAGCAGCUGCACCUCAGGGAGGUGCCCACCCUGGAUAAGGCCAAUGUGGAGGAGCUAGACACCCCUGGCCACGUGAGGGCCCAGUACGUGUCCCUGCUGCAGCGAGGCCACGGAGCCCGAUCCCGAGGGAAGAGGUUCAGCCAAAACUUCCGAGAGGUGGCUGGCAGGUUCCUGGCGUCCGAAGCCUCCGCGCACCUGCUGGUGUUCCACCUGGAGCAGCGACUGCCGCCCGAGAGCGAGCUGGUGCAGGCCGUGCUGCGCCUCUUCCAGGAGCCGGUCCCCAAGGCCGCGCUCCGCAGGCACGAGCGGCUGUCCCCGCGCAGCGACCGAGCGCGCGUCACCGUCCAGUGGCUGCACGUCCGCGACGAUGGCUCGAACCGCACCUCCCUGGUGGACUCCAGGCUGGUGUCCGUCCACGAGAGCGGCUGGAGGGCCUUCGACGUGACGGAGGCCGUGCACUUCUGGCAGCAGCUGAGUCGGCCCCGGCAGCCGCUGCUGCUGCAGGUGUCAGUGCAGAGGGAGCACCUGGGCCCGCUGGCCUCCAGCGCCCACCAGCUGGUCCGCUUCGCUUCUCAGGGGCCGCGGGCCGCGGGGCAGGGCGAGCCCCAGCUGGAGCUGCACGCUCUGGACCUCAGGGACUAUGGAGCUCAGGGCAACUGUGGUCCUGAGGAGCCAGGGCCCGUGGGCACCCGCUGCUGCCGCCGGGAGAUGUACAUUGACCUGCAGGACAUGAAGUGGGCUGAGCACUGGGUCCUGGAGCCCCCGGGUUUCCUGGCCUACGAGUGUGUGGGCACCUGCCAGCAGCCUCCGGAGCCCCUGACCUUCAAGUGGCCGUUUCUGGGGCCAAGGCAGUGCGUCGCCUCGGAGAUGACCUCGCUGCCCAUGAUUGUCAGCGUCAAGGAGGGGGGCAGGCUCAGGCCGCAGGUGGUCAGCCUACCCAACAUGAGGGUGCAGAAGUGCAGCUGUGCCUCAGAUGGGGCGCCAGUGCCAAGGAAGUUGGAGCCGCAGGGAGGGUAGUCCUUGAGGGAUCUGAUUCCUGUUUGCUUCAGAAGUGUUCUUGAGCACCAGGAGAGGUGGGGAUUACCAAAUGGGAAAUGGGCAAAUGCUCUGUCCUCCAGCUGAGCGCUGGACUUGCUUUCUUUGAAGUCAGUUCCUCUCCUAAUUACCACAUCCCUGGAACAGGACGCCUUGGUCACUGGGUAGCUCCCACCCAGUAUUCUCUGCUUUUAAAAUUUUGUACUGCACUAUAUCCUAAGCACUUAUCUGUGUAGAUUCUCUAACCUAAGAGCAGAACCCUUGAUUUGG
Messenger RNA from Manis javanica (Malayan pangolin), 1776 nucleotides. RefSeq names its product left-right determination factor 1. Gene Ontology annotation, cellular component: extracellular region. Gene Ontology annotation, molecular function: transforming growth factor beta receptor binding; growth factor activity. The record is from RefSeq and is a predicted model, not a curated record. Lineage: Eukaryota; Metazoa; Chordata; Mammalia; Pholidota; Manidae.